Messenger RNA from Cuscuta europaea, 1028 nucleotides. NCBI's taxonomy places the organism in Eukaryota, Viridiplantae, Streptophyta, Magnoliopsida, Solanales, Convolvulaceae. The record is from the annotation of a GenBank genome assembly.
CAACAAUGUUUUAUCAAACAGAGGGGAAGGAAAUGGAGCUUCCUCUUAUAUCAUCUCUGCGUUCACAUUGUGGAUCUCUUUUUCCUCACUCCGCCACGCCCAUCUCGGUAUCUGACACCCAUCACCACCUCAAAGGUUUCACCUUUUUCCCUUCUUGGCCUUCUAAUUCUUGUCUCCUUUUCCAUUUUUAGCUUCUCAGUUUUCUGAUGUAGCUUCAUGCCUCCAUAUACAUUAACUUCCACAGAGCUCAAGAACAACAGAAGUUCGUGCAUUUACUGCUUUAAGAACCCCAGUUGUGAAGGUGAUCAGAGGGUGAGAGAGCAAUCAGUGAGCAAAAGGAGAGAGCUUUUGCUUCAAGCAGCUACCUUUCUUGCUGCAUCCUCUUCCCUUUCUGCAUUUAAUACUUCAGUUGCACAUUCUCAAAAAGAUGCAGUGAAGGAGUUUCAUGUAUAUACUGAUGAUGUAAACAAGUUUAAGGUAUCCAUUCCGAGUGAUUGGGAAAUUGGGUCAGGAGAGGGUGAUGGGGUGAGGUCACUCAUUGCCUUCUAUCCUCAAGAACCUUCUUCAAGCUCAAAUGAUGUUCUGCUGCCAUCAGUGAGCAUAAUGAUCACAACUCUUGGUGCUGACUUCACCACAUUGGGAUCCUUUGGAAGAGUGGAUGCUUUUGCAGAUAAUCUGGUUAGUGGAUUGGACAGAAGCUGGAAACGCCCUCCAGGAGUAAAAGCAAAGCUAAUAGAUUGCAAAUCUGCUAAUGGGUUGUAUUACAUUGAUUACACUUUGCAAAAUCCCGGACAAAGCAUGCAGCAUCUAUUCACAGUUCUUGGAAUAGCGAACAAUGGUUUAUACAACCGAUUGUAUACUGUUACUGGUCAGUGUGUAGAUGAGGAGACAGAGAAAUAUUGUGCCAAAGUUGAGAAGGCAGUGGCAUCUUUCAGGUUCAUCUAAGCAAUGGCCAAUGCAAAUGUUCUGUCACUAAAAGCUAUUGCAGAGACACUUAGAUAUCUAAUUGGAAACACUAUUCAAAUAAU